GGGUGCCGCCUUCCCCCGCAAAACAAAAGGGAGCGGCAGCCGCGGCGGCGGCGAGAGCGGCUGGGAUCAGCUGGAAUCAGCCGGGAGGGACGGCGGGGGCUCCUUCCCCGCUGCGCGUGAUUCUCCGGUGAGCCGUGCCCUCCCCCCCUGCAGGCGCCAUGUCCCGCCGCAGCCAGCGCCUUGUCACCUCCCGCUAUUACCCCGGGGACGACGAUGCCACGACCAGCAGCAGCACCACCUCUCUGCUGGGUGGGACGCAGCUCCCCUUCAAGGAGACCACCGGCAGGACGAUCAGGAGGAAAUCGAGCAGCACAAAGCGCCUCUCUCCUGCCCCCAGCACCCAGACCUCCUACUACAGCGAGUCCAUGAUGAGCGAGUCCUACCUGGGGGGCAGUCGGGGCCUUGCUGCCCUGGGCAAUUCCAUGCUGGAUGAUGACCUGGACAGUGGCAUGUACUGGGGUGGGGAGCUCUCUACCAGGAGGAGAAGAGGCACAGGGGACACAGAAUCCAGUAAGAUCAACGGGCUGCUGGAGAGCAAGACGUACGACACCUAUGCCUCUUCAUCUGGAUACUCCUCCGAAGAUGACUACGCUGGUCAUUUUUACUCAGGCCAAAGUAGCUCUGGGUCAGGUCUGAGGACUGCAGCCUCCCGGGUGGGCUCCUUCCUCUGGCAGGUGUUCACCUCCCCAGUUCGGUUCAUGACAUGGCUGUUCUCAGGGCUGGUAGGUGCCUGGCACCGCCUCACGGGCACAGCUCCCCGCCUGGACAGCGUCCCCUUCUCCAGGCGCUACCCACGAGUGAAGAGGUUCCUGCUUCUGCUGCUGCUCCUCCUGCUCCUCACUGCUGCUGCCUACGGAGCUUGGUACUUCUACCCAUAUGGGCUAUCGACACUCAGCCUGCCUGCCUUCCCGUGGUGGGGAGCUGGGAAGUUUUCCUCCUCUGAUGUGCCUGGGGCAGGGGACCUGACCAUGCUGGACCAGGGAGGACACCGGCUCCUGGCUCGCUUCCAGUCCCUGGAGAAGCGCUUUGAGGCACUGGAGGCUGAGCUGUCACGGUGGCAGCUGCGUCGGGGGGCGGCAGCGGUGACAGCAGGAGGAGAACCACCCCCAGGGGACAUCCUGGUGCUGCUGGAGGGGCUGGUGAACCGCCGGGAUGCAGGGCUGAAGGAGCAUCUCCACGCCGACAUGACCAGCCACCUCCAGGGUGAGCUGGAUUCCUUCCGAGCCCAGGUGCAGAGGGAUUUAGAUGGGCGCCUGGGGAAGAUGGCACAAGCCUCUCAGGAGAUGGAGGCACACUUGCUGGAGCUGAACUCGGAGUGGCAGAGCUCAGCGCAGGAGAGCCUGCGAGGGACCUUCCAGCAGGAGGUGGGCAAGCUGGAACAGGAGGUGGCAGCGCUGAGGAGGGAGCUGGCAGGCCUCAAAUCAGACCAGGAGGUGAUGGGGAAGCAUGUGGAGGGGAUGCUGGAGCAGCUGAAGACGGUGCGGGCUGAUGUGGAAGCACAAUUCCCAGUAUGGAUCAGUCGGUUCCUGUCACGGUCCCGGCAGGAUGGUGCCACUGGCCUCAUCCUCCAGCGGGAAGACUUGCAAACGGAGCUCCAGGCUCUGGAGCGCAAGAUCCUUGCCAAAGUCUCAGAGGACCGGAGACUGUCAGCCCAGGAUGGUAGUGGAGUGGCCCUGCAGCACGGGGGGACUGCAGGGGUGACAGAGGAGCAAGUGCAUUUCAUCGUGGGCCAGGCCCUGAAGCGCUACAGCGAGGACCGCGUGGGGAUGGUUGACUAUGCCCUCGAGUCGGCAGGGGCCAGCGUCAUCAACACCCGCUGCUCGGAGACCUACGAGACACGGACAGCGCUGCUGAGCUUGUUUGGCAUCCCCCUGUGGUACCACUCACAGUCCCCUCGUGUCAUCCUGCAGCCAGACGUCAACCCUGGGAACUGCUGGGCAUUUCGUGGCUCCCAGGGCUUUGCUGUCAUCCGCCUCUCCAGCAUCAUCCGCCCCACAGCUGUGACAUUGGAGCACAUCCCAAAGGCCCUCUCACCCCAGGGGACCAUCCCCAGUGCCCCCAAGGACUUCACUGUUUAUGGCUUAAAGGAAGAAGGAGAGGAGGAGGGCCUUCUCCUUGGUCAAUUCACCUACAACCACGAUGGCGACCCCAUCCAAACAUUUUACUUAGAGGGUGACUCUGUGGGCACAUACCAGCUGGUGGAGCUCCGGGUGCUGAGCAACUGGGGCCACCCCGAAUACACCUGCAUUUACCGCUUCCGCGUGCACGGGGAGCCGGCGCACUGACCCCCGGCUCCCAAGCAGGAUGAGGAUGCUGCCAGGCUGACAGCAGGAGCGGAUUCGUCUGGUUCACUGCUUUGCACGUAGAAAUCCUGGGAUGUGCCAGCAGCUGCCCCAGGAAGCUGCUCCCCUGUGGGGAGGAGAAGAGCUGGUGUUUAAGGGGUGAGGCUUUCACUCUUCCAAGGACUGGGGUGGUAAGGCAAGAGCAUCCCAAACGGGUCCUAGCGCAGCCUGGCUUGUUUUCUGUGCAUAUCGGACUUUUUAACUUUGUUAAGCUAACUUUUUAUCGGGUCUGCGCUGCCCCUCGUCCCUGUCGCCCCGCUCCUUUCCGAUGGUGUGUCUAGCAUUGCCAGGACUUGGGAAAGGGGUGUGUAACUUUGCAAUGUGCUUCGUGCGGGCUUGGGUGCGAUACGGUGUAUGGGACUGUGGUGCCUGGCUCGGUUCUGCCAGAGUUCGUGGGAGGCACCAGUCCACACAGUGGGGUCCCUUCCACGCAGGGUCACUUCUCUUGCCUUGGUGUUGGGCUGGGUAAAGAUCUCCAACCCUCUGCUGCUGGGCUGGCAGAGAGGAAAUUAGACAGUAUUAAUGAAGUAUUAACAUAGAGCUAACGGUUUGGGGCAGCAGGAGGAAAGAAAUGUGGCACGUGUUGGUGGCAGAGCCCGUCCUGGUGCUGCCAUCCAUCUGCUCAAGCCCUCCUGCUGCCAGCGGCUGUGCUGGGUCUUGGGGUCUUGGUGGUGCUGUGGGCCUCCCAGGCUGGCUGCCUUCCCAGUGUUAAGCUUGAUGAUUCUAUCAAAAAUUCCUGUUGCCUGCUUCUCCUUUGGGGUUUGUUCCGGGUGGUUUGUUUU
Messenger RNA from Empidonax traillii (willow flycatcher), 3124 nucleotides. It is a transcript of the gene SUN2, whose product is annotated as Sad1 and UNC84 domain containing 2. Gene Ontology annotation, biological process: nuclear envelope organization. Lineage: Eukaryota; Metazoa; Chordata; Aves; Passeriformes; Tyrannidae. Gene Ontology annotation, molecular function: protein-membrane adaptor activity. Bases 159 to 2285 code for a protein of 708 amino acids. Gene Ontology annotation, cellular component: meiotic nuclear membrane microtubule tethering complex; nuclear envelope. The record is from RefSeq and is a predicted model, not a curated record. The transcript is spliced from 18 exons.